This is a messenger RNA of Naegleria gruberi, 625 nucleotides long. Its product is annotated as programmed cell death 6 protein-like protein. Bases 55 to 594 code for a protein of 179 amino acids. The transcript has a single exon. NCBI's taxonomy places the organism in Eukaryota, Heterolobosea, Eutetramitea, Acrasida, Naegleriidae. Gene Ontology annotation, molecular function: calcium ion binding. The record is from RefSeq and is a predicted model, not a curated record.
AAAAAAUUGUAUUACUACAAGGUGGAGCCUUACUCAAUAACAACAAAAAGGAAAAUGAACAUUAAUUACGCUGCUAACGAAGCCCUCAGACCAUUGUUCAAUGCUGUCGAUUUGGACAAGUCAGGAAAGAUUACUCACAACGAAUUACAAAAGGUUUUGACCAUGCCUGGAAGCGAACUUCAAGGUGGUUCUUUCAGCGAAAGAUGUGCUAAGAGACUGGUUAAAAUGUUUGAUAGAAACGGAAAUGGUUCUGUCGAUUUUGAAGAAUACUCGGCACUCCAUCAAUAUCUUAUUCAAAUGAAGGCUGGCUUUGAAAGUGUUGAUACAAACAAAUCAGGAAAGGUUGAAUUUAACGAAGUUACCAUUACAUUAUCUCGUGUCGGAUUCAAUUUUUCACCACAAAUUGUUCAAAAGUUGUUCAAAUUAUUUGAUUUCCAAAAUAAGGGAUCUUUGGAUUUUGAUGGUUAUAUUGAAUUGUGUGCUUUCUUGGGUUUGAUGAGAGCUCAAUUUAUUCCACGUGAUGCUAACUACUCUGGACAAGCCAUGUUCACUUGGGAACAAUUCAUUCAAGCCUGUAUGGAAGCCUAUAUGUAAAUUUGAAUAACAUAACUUUCAUUUAUUAGAU